GUAAAAGCGAUACAACAUAGCAAUGGCUCCUAAAACCAGUGGAAAGGCAGCGAAGAAGUCUGGAAAGGCCCAGAAAAGUAUUACCAAGACCGACAAGAAAAAGAAGAAGGUCCGCAGGAAGGAAAGCUACGCUAUCUACAUUUACAAAGUGUUGAAACAAGUCCAUCCUGACACGGGUAUUUCAUCCAAAGCCAUGAGUAUCAUGAACAGCUUCGUGAAUGAUAUUUUCGAACGCAUCGCCGCUGAAUCAUCUCGCUUGGCGCAUUACAACAAACGUUCAACGAUAACUUCUCGUGAAAUUCAAACCGCAGUUCGUUUACUGCUGCCAGGAGAAUUGGCCAAACACGCUGUCUCCGAAGGAACCAAAGCCGUCACGAAGUAUACCAGCUCCAAGUAACUCCCGAGUCAUGUAGCAAAAAAAAAAACAACGGCCCUUUUCAGGGCCACAAAUUUGUUUGAUAAGUGUGUAGGAAAAGGUUUUCUAAUUGUUGAUUUGUAGAUUUUCGUUGUCAUAAUGAGUCGCCUCUCGUGUGAUUAAUUCGAGGGAUUCAGAAAAGUCAUAUCACAAAAGGUAUCCGAAAUGAGUAGAUACAACAAUUUCAUGUAGUUCGUUUGACGUUACGUUUGGGAAUGAAGUGAUGAUAUUGUGCAGAAUGUAUGAUGAUGCAUAUAGUGAAUUCAAUGAUUGACAUCCUCAUAUUCAGUUGCAGAUGCUAAUUGAAGACUCGGCAUCAUUAUCUGUUCUCAAUGCAAUUGCACCAAAAUUAGAAGAGUUAGCAGUUUAGUGUCGAGAAACUAAUCGUAGAGAGGUUUAACAGGAUUGAUUUUGGUGUUUAUACAAUAAAGCUAUAUACAUAAAAAAAUCAUGAAACUGGGAAACCUCGAGCUUUGUACUUUUAAAAUGUUAUUCAAUUUUUAUAUAUGGAUAAUCUGAGGGUACUUAGAACUAAGUCAGGAACACCGUAAAAAAGGUGUCGUAAAAUAUGAU
Messenger RNA from Toxorhynchites rutilus septentrionalis, 988 nucleotides. RefSeq names its product histone H2B-like. Gene Ontology annotation, cellular component: nucleosome. The transcript has a single exon. The record is from RefSeq and is a predicted model, not a curated record. NCBI's taxonomy places the organism in Eukaryota, Metazoa, Arthropoda, Insecta, Diptera, Culicidae. Bases 23 to 397 code for a protein of 124 amino acids. Gene Ontology annotation, molecular function: DNA binding; structural constituent of chromatin; protein heterodimerization activity.